AUGUUGGUCAGAAUAGGCACCAGCACUUACAGUCAGAAUCGAAUCAAGGCACAACUGGUGCUAGUGAACCUGCUCAAAGAUUAUCCAUUUGCAUACAAGAGCAUCCUUGGUGAACUGGUCAAGUUCCUUGACCCAAAGAGUGAUUCGACACAUGAACAAGUCAAGGGAGCGCUUCAUAUGCUCACUGAUCAUAAACGUGAUGCGCUAAUGCUAAGAGCAGGCGAUGGAUUCGAAGUACAGCUUCAAGCUAUGCCAGCCAUUGUGGCGACCCAACACAGCGAAAAGCCAUCGAUUAUCGAUUUAUUGGAACAAGCGCAGAAUUCGAUUGUGGAGUUAUACGAGAGCUAUAAAAUAGAAUAUGAAAUUCCCGAAGAAAUGCGAUCUAUAGCUGCAUCAAUUCUUGAAGUGAAAGAGGCUUGCCCAUUGAAUGCAAGCAAAGGAAUGCCACCAGAAAAACUGAUCAAAGCUAACGCCGAUAAUCUUGUGCGAUUGAAACAAAAAUUCACACACCAGUACUACGAACUUGCCGAUAAGCUGCUUUCGCUGGCUCAAGACCCAGAUCUUCAUUGGCGACAUGUCGAUAUGGCGCAAGCAUUUCUGUCUUUGCUAGUACGAAGGGACAUAGCUUACCCUGAACCUGUGCUGAAGAUGUGGGUGAAACUUUUGGUACACGAUACGGUGAAAGCCAGAAGAAUGGCGACGGCAGUGGUGGCUAGCUGGUUGAAGCUGAACAAACCAAAGGCUGUCAAGAGAGAAUGGGUCAUCACUUAUAAGGAACCAAAUACAUCUGUUGGUGCGCGGUGGCCUAUUCGCUAUGGUAUCCGUGAUGAUAAUCGAUGUAUGAUGUACGAAGAGGACAAACUUCCAAAGACGGAGAAAGAAUGGGAUAAUUUCCAGUUUUGUGGAAAACAACAUUGGGGAUUCUACACUUGGCCAGAGAAGCUCAUAACAUAUGCGCCGUUGUGCGAACAGAAAGCAAUCGAUAGAACAGAAGAAGAUCUUUCGGAGACAGAACAUUUCAUUGUUGAUACAUUCCGCGACCCGGAAUUCGCUACCAAACUACGUACGUUAUUCGCUGUUGAAGAGACAAAAGAAGACACAUUCGAUGCUGUGAAGUUUUCGCUAUUCCAGGUAUGCUUUUUUUACUUCUUCAAUUGAGA
Molecule: messenger RNA, 1160 nt
Organism: Cylicostephanus goldi
Lineage: Eukaryota; Metazoa; Nematoda; Chromadorea; Rhabditida; Strongylidae
Source: the annotation of a GenBank genome assembly